UAGUUUGUUGUGUACUCGCGAGUUUUAUUGGAUUGCAAAGUGCAUCAUGGCGAAAAGCGAAGCCGGCACGGAGCUGCUGGUGCCGGCAGUGUCGGACGCCAUACUGAAGUACACGUGGCACAUAAGGAAGUACGCAAAGUGCGCGAAGAAGGACUCGCACGACAGCCCCGCGUUCGACUUCAACGUGAACGGCAUGCGGACGCGGUGGAACCUGUCGGUGCGCUACUGGCGCGGGCCCUCGGGCCGGCGGCUGGCCAACCCGGCGGUGCUGUGCCUCAACCUGCUGGCCAGCCGCGUGCGGGCGGCCGAGCAGGUGCGGGUUCGCUUCCAGUUCGCGGUGCGCGACGCGCGGCUGGGGCGCUGGGAGACCUGCCCCCUGAGCCGCGUGGCGCUGCAGCUGCAGGACAGCAGCGAGAUGCUCUCCGUGGGGUACCGCGACCUCAGCAUCCUGGAGCGGCACCUGGCCCGCCCGUCGGGCGACCUGCAGGUGUCCGUCAAACUGCAGGUGGUGCCGACGGACUGCCAGCCGUGCAGCCUCGCGCAGGACAUGGGCGGUCUGCUGGAGGCGGGCGAGGGCAGCGACGUGUGGCUGGUCAGCGAGGACGGCCGCCAGUUCCCCGCCCACGCCAGCGUGCUAGCCGCGCGGUCCCCCGUGCUGGCUGCUCUGGUGCGGGAGGGGGGCGGCCGGCCGCGCCUGCCCGGCGUGCCGGGCGACCUGCUGCAGGAGGUGCUGCGCUACGUCUACACCGACCGCGCGGAACACCUGGACGCGCUCGCCGGGCAGCUGCUGGCCGUCGCCGACCGCUUGCGGCUGCCCGGGCUGAAGGCGCUGUGCGAGCGGGCCCUCGUGGAGACCCUCGCCCUCGGGAGAGCGGCGCUCGAGGCCGUGGUCGACCCGGAGGGCCUGGGCAGCUCCGCGUCCUCUGGCCUCGACAGCAUCGCCAGCGACACGGACCUGCUCCCCUUGUGACGCCGGCUGCGCACCAAGUUCGCGAGGAUGCUCCCGUGUGUCUUCGUCACCCGAGUCUGACGGACCGCUUCGGCCACGACACACCGGCAAAUUGUUUUCUUCUAGCAAAUAAACAUUCCUUUUGCCCUAGUGAACUAUCUGCAGUAUAUUUAGUUUGCUUACACUUUACAUUUUUUUUUCCAAUACUGUCAUAGACUUUUGUUUUAUAUACCGUCAUGUCAAACCUAUAAAUAGUAAAGAAAACUUCUAAAAUUUUCAACAUAACAUCAGUACCAAACAUAUAGUUAUGACAUAAUGUUGAAGCUUUACUUCUGUGCAUCUUCCUAUCACUGGAAUUCUCAAGUCAGCUACAGGUAAAGCUCUGAUGACUAUCAUUGAUUGUAUCUCAACUUUUUCAGCCCGAGCACAUAGUUACAUGAAGUAUUUGAUGAAAACAUCACUUAAAAGCAUGAGUAUAGUUUAAUGCAAACAAAAAAAUUUAAGCCUAAUGGCAUCAGAUGGUCUGAAAACCAUAUAGUAAUAAGUAAACAUCUACUUUGACCGUACUAUUUAUACAUACAUAAUGAAACAUGUCAUUAAUACAACAAAGAAUUGUAGUGCUUAUCUAGGCCUCUAAUAGAUUAAAUAAUAGUUUUAUUGUUAGUAAGCAACAAACAAAAAUAAGUAUAUAUACACUGCUAUAGCAAAUAACUUAAUUCACUGCAAUACAUAUAAUGUCCAGUAAUGAUAAAACUUAUGUUUUUUUUUAAAUAGCAGUGUUCUUUUCUCAAAUAAUUCAAUUUUAAAUAUGCAUAUAUAUGCAUAAUACACUUUCAAAAUUAUAUGAGUUAGUAUAUUUAUUUAUACACAUCCCAUACAUAUGCACACAAUGUGCUCAUUUUUAAGCAUAAGUAUGGUUAGUAUGGCAUAAGCUUUUUCGAUUUUGUCACAUGUGAAAAAACUUACACUUCUACUGAUAAAGAAGCUUUACAUAAGGCUCAGUCUAACAAGCAAUGUUGAUUUUUUUUUUUUUUAGUUUUUUUCAUCUUUCAUUUUAUCGAAGGGCUUUUUCUAAAAUUUUAACCUGGCAUGUCCCUUGCAUUUGUUGUCUUCCACAAAUAUUUUCAACUUAUAUUCACUUAGUGAAAUGUCAUGGGUGUAAAGCCACAUAACUGAUGAUAAUUAAAAAAAAUUGCAUACCUUUUUACACUCACAUUACACUAAGUUAAUAUCUGUUGAAAAUAUUUGUUGCAGAACAAAUAAUGCAAAGGAAGUUUUGAGUUACAAUUAUACAAAUACCCCUUCAAUAAAAUUAACGAUGAAAAAAAUAAAAAAUAAAAAAAUAACAUGGCAUGAGAGACCUUCACCUUAAAUACAACUGUAGCUAGCACUAUAAGUAAACCAUCAUACAACAACUGAUUAUAUGAUUCUUUUACAUGGUUGAAACUCAUUUAUAAUAUAAAUCCUAAGUAGUGUAUUUAUACAGAGAGAUUGCUUUAAGUUUGUUUCUGACUAUUAAAAUAUCUUAGGCUGACACAUGUAAAAAAAAAAAAAAAUUCAGCAAUUGCAAACCCAAAACUAAUGUAUAUUUGUAAAAUAUGUAUAUUUGUGUUUUUAUAAUUGUUAUUAAAAAGCAUUUUUAAAACAAAAAUAAAAA
Messenger RNA from Bacillus rossius redtenbacheri, 2606 nucleotides. Its product is annotated as speckle-type POZ protein-like. NCBI's taxonomy places the organism in Eukaryota, Metazoa, Arthropoda, Insecta, Phasmatodea, Bacillidae. Gene Ontology annotation, biological process: protein ubiquitination. The record is from RefSeq and is a predicted model, not a curated record. The transcript is spliced from 3 exons. Gene Ontology annotation, molecular function: protein binding. Bases 47 to 970 code for a protein of 307 amino acids.